Molecule: messenger RNA, 715 nt
Organism: Ceratotherium simum simum (southern white rhinoceros)
Lineage: Eukaryota; Metazoa; Chordata; Mammalia; Perissodactyla; Rhinocerotidae
Gene: COMMD1
Product: copper metabolism domain containing 1
Biological process (GO): negative regulation of protein localization to cell surface; regulation of proteasomal ubiquitin-dependent protein catabolic process; positive regulation of protein ubiquitination
Cellular component (GO): endosome
Source: RefSeq, a predicted model, not a curated record
UGGGGGGCGGGGCUUCCGCUGACCAUGGCGGGCGAGCCUGAGGGGUGCAAGCCGUUGAGUGGGUUGCUGAACGGCCUGGCCCAGGACGCUUUUUACGGUCACCCGGGCAUCACCGAGGAGCUGCUGCGGAGCCAGCUCUAUCCGGACGUACCACCCGAGGAGUUCCGCCCCUUUCUGGCGAAGAUGAGGGGGAUUCUUAAGUCUAUUGCAUCUGCAGACAUGGAUUUCAACCAACUGGAGGCAUUCUUGACUGCUCAAACAAAGAAGCAAGGUGGGAUCACAUCUGACCAAGCUGCUGUCAUUUCCAAAUUCUGGAAGAGCCAUAAGACAAAAAUCCGAGAGAGCCUCAUGAACCAGAGCCGCUGGGACAGUGGGCUUCGGGGCCUGAGCUGGAGAGUUGAUGGCAAAUCACAGUCAAGGCACUCAGCUCAAAUACAUACCCCUGUUGCCAUAAUGGAGCUGGAAAUAGGGAAAAGUGGACAGGCAUCUGAAUUUCUGUGUUUGGAAUUUGAUGAGAUCAAGGUCAACCAAGUCCUGAAGAAGCUCUCAGAGGUAGAAGAAAGUAUCAGCACACUGAUGCAGCCAGCCUAGCUGAAGAUGGAGUUGUUGAAGCAAAGGUGUUCAUGAUCCCUCCCCAGUGACCUGUUUUGUUUUUUUUUUAAAUCUUAUUCCCCCAUUAGUAUUAAAUCUUCAAAUUCAAAUCCUUCUUGCCUCU